CGCAGCUGCAGCCCCGCUCCCGCCCGCGGCGCGCCGAGACCCCAGCCCGCGCCCGUGGCAGGCUUCAUCAGCAGUUUCUUGAUGUUUGGAAAGUUCUGAGACCCACCCUGUUGGACUACUUGUAACCAGUGCCUAAGACUACAAAAACGUACGUGUGAAAGAACCUCUCUUCCUUCUUCCACUGAAGGAAGCAUCCAUCAUAGUACUGUGGAAACUCCGUGCAGGCCUUGCAAGGCAGGAGAACAGUUUGUGCUUCCGUUGACGCUCGUGCGUAAUCUCUGCUUCUUAUGCACUCCAGCACCCCUAUCAGUUCCUUGUUCUCCUUCACCAGCCCUGCAGUGAAAAGGCUGCUGGGCUGGAAACAAGGAGAUGAAGAAGAAAAGUGGGCAGAAAAAGCUGUUGAUUCCUUGGUGAAGAAGUUAAAGAAGAAAAAAGGAGCCAUGGAAGAACUGGAGAGGGCUCUGAGCUGCCCAGGUCAGCCCAGUAAAUGCGUCACGAUCCCACGUUCCUUGGAUGGGCGGCUGCAGGUGUCUCACCGCAAGGGGCUUCCCCACGUCAUAUAUUGCAGAGUGUGGCGCUGGCCUGACUUACAAUCUCACCAUGAGUUGAAACCACUGGAAUGUUGUGAGUUCCCUUUUGGCUCAAAACAGAAAGAAGUGUGCAUCAACCCCUACCAUUACCGGCGGGUGGAAACCCCAGUCCUACCUCCUGUACUCGUUCCAAGACACAGUGAGUUUAACCCUCACGUCAGCCUCCUUGCCAAGUUUCGAAACACUUCUCUGCACAGCGAGCCACUGAUGCCCCACAAUGCCACUUAUCCAGAUUCUUUCCAGCAUCCUCCAUGCACCCCUUUUCCAUCAUCCCCCAGCCACAUGUUCUCCCAGUCACCUAACAGCAUCAGCUACCCCAACUCACCAGAAAGCUCUUCUGGACCAGGAAGUCCCUAUCAGCUCACAGUGGAAACUCCACCUCCACCCUACCAUGCAAGAGAACCUCCGGGAAUCCACAAUGGACGGUCAAUGGAUGCAAUAGCUGAAAGUCAGCUAGUGCUGUCUUUGCCCAGUGGAGGUAAAUCUGCCGAUGGAGAAGCUGAAAAUUUUCGGCCUGUUUGUUAUGAGGAACCCCAAUAUUGGUGCUCAGUUGCCUACUAUGAACUCAACAACCGGGUAGGGGAGACUUUCCAGGCCUCCUCUCGAAGCAUCCUUAUAGAUGGAUUUACAGAUCCUUCAAAUAACAAAAACAGGUUCUGCCUGGGUCUGCUCUCAAAUGUAAACCGCAAUUCUACUAUAGAAAACACUCGGAGACACAUAGGAAAAGGUGUUCAUCUUUACUAUGUCGGUGGGGAGGUUUAUGCCGAAUGUGUCAGUGACAGCAGUAUUUUUGUGCAAAGCCGCAACUGUAACUACCAGCAUGGUUUCCACCCAGCCACAGUCUGCAAGAUCCCCAGUGGCUGCAGCCUCAAGAUCUUCAACAACCAGCUCUUUGCCCAGCUUCUUGCCCAGUCAGUCAAUCAUGGUUUUGAAGUGGUGUAUGAGCUGACCAAGAUGUGUACAAUUCGAAUGAGCUUUGUUAAAGGCUGGGGAGCAGAGUAUCAUCGCCAAGAUGUUACAAGCACGCCCUGCUGGAUUGAGAUCCACCUGCAUGGACCAUUGCAAUGGCUGGAUAAGGUGCUGACACAGAUGGGCUCACCUCACAACCCCAUCUCCUCAGUCUCUUAAGAAUCAUCUCUAGAAUUCCCUUAGGAUGGAUGCUAUUGCAGGCAGUGGCUUAUAGAAUUCCCAUGAACAGAAGCUUCUAUAUGUAGAUGUAUGUAGAUGUAAAUAUAUCUAUACAUAGUCUCCUCUCUUUUUUAAUUUUUUUUUUCAUUUUGUGGUUUCUAGUUACUCUGAUGCCAGUACAGUAAGUUUAGAAAUUCAGGUAUAGCAUAUCUGUUCUCUAGUACAAAAUAAGCCAAACUCCUGCAAAAGUGUCAAACAUUUCCUGUGAGCAUCUUCAUUUCCCAGCCAAGCCAGUAAAUGGUGCAAAUUCCCAGCACUUUCAUGUGGAUUCAGAAACCUGGCUGUAGCUGUUCCUAGUAGGUGAAAUUCACCCCUCUGCAGGCCACCAAAGUCAUAUCUCUGUGCCAUUUAUAGUCAUCUUACAUCCUGAUUUCAAGUCCAGAAGAGGACCUGAGGUGGUGCACAGGACUUAUGCAUAGAGAUGACUUUUAUCUAGUGAAUUGAAGGACUAAACUGCCAUUCCAGUCUGUCUCCCUACUGCAAAGCACGAUGGGACAACAAAUCCUCAGAAGAGCUGAUGCACACUGUCUCUCCUGGGAUUUGGCAAGAGGAGGGAGCAUAUUCAGCACAGGAACCUUAUCUCAGAGCAUUCUGGACAAUCUGAGUAGUCUGAUACUGCUAACAUAGUAGGGUACGGUACUGCUGCACUGAAAAGCAACAAGCUCCUAAGAAAAAAAAAUUAAAUAUAUGCCCAUGAGUUAAAAAAACUAAUUAACUUCCAGUGCUUUUUUGCAAAGUACAUACAUACUUGCAUAUGUGUCCGGCAUGUAAACUAAAUCCUAUCCAUUCUACAGUAUUGAUACAGUUUGUUUUAAAGUUAAGACUGUCUGUAUUUAGACUGAUGUUCUGAUAUCAAGGUUACACCUCAAAGGGAUUUGAACUGUGAUGCAGAAAAGGGAAAUUACAUGUGCAUUGAAGAAGCAAAUAAUUACUUUAUCAUUCAUCUUGGGAACAGAAAGUCCCACACUCAAAGGAUGUAAUGGGAGUCAGCCGUGUCCAUCCCCUGCACUGGGCCAGUCCUCAGGAUCUGAUGGCAUUGCUCGGGUCUGACUGAGAGGGCUCCCCUGCCAGUCACUCCAUACAUUCCCAUGGAUGGUUUCUCAUCUUAGGUACAGGCUUCUUCAUUUGCUGAGCUUUUGCCUUGCCUGCAGAGGAUGGUGAGGCAAUUUAAGCCAUGAACAAGUAAAGAGUGAAUCUAUGUGCAGAACCUCGUCUGUGUUCCUUCUGUAAGCAGGGAAAUCAAUUGCCCAUACCCCAAUCCCAUCCUCGCAAAAUGCUGUCCACUUGGAAACCUUUCCUGAGAAGACAGGAACUCUUACUCAGACUCAGACUCUUACUACAAUUUGAUAGUCUCUCCUUUUGCUGGAAGAGUCGAGUAUUAUUUCUUUCCAGGCAUAACAGUCCACUGAAAAUUGUUUUUAUUUAAGGGUCAGAAAAAGUGAUAACAUCUAACAUCUCCAACAUCAUUCCUCCAUAAAACAAGUAGAAAUAUUAGUGGGAAAAAAAUGUUUUUCAGAAUAUUUAUUUUCUUCUCACACAAUACCUGGUGCUACACAUUUUGUUGCAUAAUUAGAAGAGGACACCUGAAAUCUUCAGCUGUAUCACACAUGCAAAAGGAAAUAACAUUCACUGGAAAGACAGUGAGUAAACUAACAGUGUUACUUCAUUUGAAUGCAUCUUCAGCUGCCUGCAGCAUUAGGAGGGCACAGAGGAUAAAUUGUUGUUAAGUUUGAGCAGUAAUAGCAAGUUGUAUAGGAAAUCUGUAAGUGUGGAGAACUCUAUUCUGUCACCAUUUGACAUCAGCAGUGUCACUGUGAGAUAGGAAAAACUUUACAGUCUCUUGUAGCAAUGAAAUCCAAUAAUAAUAAUAAUAAUAAUAAUAUAAAGAAAUUCCAUGUGUGCCAUUUACUGUUUAGCAGACUUUAGAGACAUCAGUUUGGAAAAAUGCAUUUUCCUCAGCUCAGUCAUAAGUGAUCAGAUACUAGUAACGUUUUUUACUAUAUUUAUUGCCCCUCUUCUCCAGUUGCACCUGUGCUCUAGGAUGAGCACCUUUUGAUUUUGCUCAUUCCUCUUUUUUUUAGCAGCUAAGGACAGAGGAAAUCACCUCUACUGUCCAGGAUCUAGCUCUGUCCCUUAUCCUAGAUUCUUCCUUGCCUUUUUGGCUGAAGCCUCCUUCCCUUUUAAUAUAGAGAGAAGCCUAGGAGUUCCUUUUAGACAUUCCCAAUAUUGCCAUCUUCCUCACAGAAAGCAAAGGGAAAUGUUCUGAGGUGCAUCUGCUCUUGGGCAGCUCCUGAACUCAGUUUUCUGUCAAUGCUGCAGAGAAAAAUUGGAUGGCCAGUGAAGAGAAGCAGCUUCUUCUGGGGAAUUAUUUGUUUAAUCACAAAGUAUUUCAAGCAGGUGAAAUACACUGCACUCUGAGCAUGCUUGUGUUUUCCCACUGAGUAUAAGGGGAACUGAGAGUCAUUAGCUCAAAUACAGACUGCUACACUGGAUGUAUCCAAAAAUAGAUGAGAGGAACCCUAAUCAAGGUGUGGUGACUUUCUCAGCCUAGUUAUGAUGCUUACUCAGCAAGUGUUUGUUUGGUUUAAAUGGAAGAUGGUAAAUUCAGAGCAGUUUUUCCUUUCCUUUAUGUCUGCCUUUAUAGUAAUCGUUUUACAAAUAGGAUUUGGCUUCCAUGUAGUCCAUACAUGCAUCUCAUUUAAGGCAGUCACUUUAAUACUGCCUUAAUAGUAAGAAAAGAGGCAUUUCUGAAGCCUGAUUCUUCUGACCCAUUUAAAACACCUGUAUUAGGAUGAGAUUAAUUUCAGCAAAUUUAACUAUUUGUUGAAAACUGGAUCAAAACACUCGA
Molecule: messenger RNA, 4626 nt
Organism: Vidua chalybeata
Lineage: Eukaryota; Metazoa; Chordata; Aves; Passeriformes; Viduidae
Gene: SMAD9
Product: SMAD family member 9
Exons: 7
Coding region: 288-1718 (476 amino acids)
Biological process (GO): BMP signaling pathway; anatomical structure morphogenesis; SMAD protein signal transduction
Cellular component (GO): heteromeric SMAD protein complex
Molecular function (GO): RNA polymerase II cis-regulatory region sequence-specific DNA binding; I-SMAD binding; DNA-binding transcription factor activity, RNA polymerase II-specific
Source: RefSeq, a predicted model, not a curated record